AUGGAGGACGUGGGGCUACGGAGCGGGCGGGAGCGGCUGGCCAGCAGUGACCCGCGGCUCGGUGCCGUGCUGGUGGAACCGGGGCCAGUGGUGGUGAUGGUGGAGCAGCGGGCAGCGGAGAGCUACAAGCUGGUGGAGGUGCUGUUGACCGGCGGGGCUCCUUGGGGCUUCACCCUGAAGGGCGGACGAGAGCACGGGGAGCCUCUCAUCAUCACCAAGAUUGAAGAUGGGAGCAAAGCUGCAGCUGUGGACAAGCUACUGGCUGGGGAUGAAAUUGUUGGUAUCAAUGAUGUGGGCCUCUCUGGCUUCCGACAAGAAGCUAUCUGUCUGGUGAAAGGUUCACACAAGACACUGAAGCUUGUAGUAAAAAGGAAGAUGAAAGUGCUGGUGGACGUUGUAGCACAGAAAAUACCAUGUGAAAAUGAUGUUCAUAUAGCAAGAAACUAUCUUAUGAAGAUCUUGAGAAGUUCCAUGAGAAGAAAUGACCUAGCCUGCAGGCCUCACUCCUGGCACGCAACCAAAUUUACAGAAAGUCAACCUGAGAUGGCCACGUCACACCUUUCCUCGUCCAAUGCCUGCACUUCCUGGCACUCGCGCUAUCAUGCAAGUUGUUCUUCUCAUGACCUAUCAAACUCGUGGGAACAGUCAAGUCUACAUCGCACUUCUGACCAGUUCAGCUCUUUGGGGAGUAUGGACAGCUGGGACCACACUCCACAAGUAGCCCAGUAUGGAAGACUUUCUUCUGCAAGGUCUAAUAGUAGCAUUGAUCAUCUAGGAAACCAAAGUAAACGGGAUUCAGCCUAUGGGUCUUUCUCCACAAGUUCUAGCACCCCUGACCACACUCUAUCCAAUGCAGACACUUCUUCAACAGAGAACAUGCUAUGCAAAGUAGGCUACUGGGAGACUGCUAAGCAUGGAAACAAGUCUGGCCAGUUCUUGAAUGACAACAGUGGAAUGGAGGACAAGCUUGGGUAUUUGCCAGCUUCCAUCCAAUACGAGAACAGCAGAAAUCCUAGAAUAGAGGAACAUUCCGAUAGCAAGCUCACUAGCACUGGAAGAUCCAGUUUUGGACCUGUGUGGUAUGUUCCUGAAAAGAAAAAGUCUUCGUCUCCUCCCCCACCACCUCCACCUCUUCGUAGUGACAGCUUUGCUGCUACCAAGGGCCAUGAGAAAGCCCAUGGCCCUGUGUACUCAGAGGGUGCCAGCAUGCAGCACUUUACUGCCCUGAACCGGUCUCAGCCCAGGAGUGACUGGAACUUGGAAACUGUGGAGCAUCAGUGUCGGCCCUCCAGGGCAUGCGACGGGAGGGUCAGCACCUCAAAUUGUAAAUCUGAUCUCAGUUCAGAACAUACUUUUUCUUCAACUGGUGAAAGGUAUAAUAGUAAUACAGGAGCUGUUAACAAACUGCAGUCAUCCUUGUCCAGCACUGAUGUUCGGUUUGCACAUCCUACUUACAGUUACCACCACCAGCACCAGUACAGCGAUGAAAGCACUUUUUUUCACAAUGCCAGAAUCAUAGCUGCAUCUAAAGAUCAGCAACAUUAUGUGUCUUAUAGUGGCAAUCAGGAGUUACCUACAGAUCAUUUUCAUGGCUACAACAUUUCCUCUUCUUCAAACAGUGCUGCUGAACAGAAGGUGGACAACACUGGACAGAGUCGCUAUUACUGUGUGACAGCAAAACAGCCUGCUCAGGGAAGCUCAAAGCCACUACAUCUCAAGGAUGACAUCUGGAAACCUGCAGUGGGGUCUGAUGCAUCGUUUGGGCCUCACGAAAGUCCUGCAGUCGUCAUGAUGGUCCAAAAACCAAAAUACUAUCUACCUCAACAGUCUGUCGAAUCUUCACUGAAAGGGUGUGAGAACAAUACUCAUUAUUCAGUGGACAGAGAGUGUGAUGCUAGGUGUGCUGUAGUAGAAGAAGCUAAAAAAAACAAUCAUACUGAAAAGUCUGGACAAAAGAAAAAAUUUGAGAGCAGCUAUGAGGAAAGUGAAACUAAGUACGGUCAACAGGACUGUGUAAAGGCCUGUGCCCUUACCACUGAAAACAGAUCUGCUCAGAAAGAUUUUAGGUGGGGGAAAGAUGAGAGUAACAAGAUUUCUCUUCAAAAGACCCCAAUGUUGCACUCUUUAGCUCAGGAAGGGAAAAACCAAUCGGGCAACAGCCCAGAAGUGGUAACAGAGCGACAGGCCCCGUUUGACACUCACUUGUCUAAACAGGCACGAAGGAGUGAUCGUUUUGCAACAACCCUGAGAAAUGAGAUCCAAAUGAGAAGAGCAAAGCUGCAGAAGAGUAGGAGCACCGCUACAUUAGUAGCAUCAUCUGAAACAGAGGAGUGCAAUGAUACCUGGAAGCCAGAUUCUGCAGAAAAUGUCACCACCUCCCCAGACACUAACUUUACUAGCACCUACAAAGAUCACCUCAAGGAAGCCCAGGCCAGGGUUCUGAGAGCAACGUCCUUCAAACGGCGGGACUUGGAGCCCAGCCCUGCUGAUUAUCUCCCCAGGUCACCUGAGCAGAAAACUGGUAGUUACAACUCUUCAUUAUCGCCUUUGGUUUCUGAAGAUGUAUCUGAAUGCCUGGAGGCUACACAAGCUAAACCAAACCCUACAGGGAGUGGCACUCAUCAUGUUUCUCGCAUCGGAGCCAGGAAGAGGUUUACAACAGAUCAAAAACUGAAGUCUUACUCUGAACCAGAGAAGAUGAAUGAGGUGGGGAUGUCAGAGGAUGAGUACCAUGCUCGUUGCCAUCCAAAUACAUCUGAAGAAGCCCUGGGCUCAUUUGCAGACAGAUGGAAAUUUUUUGAAGAAACAAGUAAGCCUGCAUAUAGGAAAUUGGCACAGAAACCAACUCCCCACAGUCUAGUUGAGGGAGAGUCUGAGGGGCCAGAUAGGAAAGCUCACAGUGGACAAGAGGGAGAGGAGUCAUGGUAUGAGAGAAGAGGUUGGGCAGCCUCUGCUGGACUUGAAACUGCAUGUGCUUUAAAAGAUAAUGUCCACCAUACUAGCACCAAUAAGGCUGGGAAAUCUGAAAAGCCACAGCGCUUGGGAACCUUUGCAGAGUACCAAGCAUCAUGGAAGGAGCAGCGGAAGCCAAUGGAGACAAGAAGCUCAGGAAAGUACCAUUCAGCUGAUAAUAUCCUUGAUGCAGGCCACGAACAACUUGAGAAACCCCAGUACAUCCAUGAGAGAUCUAGAUCAUCCCCUUCUACUGAUUUCUACAAACAGGAAGUCUCAGUUGAAGUAAGGAGGCAAGCAAAGGAUUUAAAGGAAGAUGGGGAGCAUAUUUUAUCUAAAGUUAACAAUCCAGAUGAAAGGAACUGCACCAUAGGGAAAGCUGACACAGGGGCCCUAAAGGAAAACCCACGGGAGAAGAGGGAUCAGCUGGACCUGAAUUUAGACCACAAGUGGAAGGCAUCUGUCAGACCUUUGCAUACUCGAGAGCCUACAGUUCUGCCUCACGAGACUCGGGGGAGGUCUGGGACAUUGCCUAGUGAUUACCGAUACUCUCAGGAAAACGUGAACGAGAAGAGCAAGGAUUGCAGCCUGCCUCAUCUCCCUUGCUCAGAGCCACAGAACUUGAAUGAGAACCACUCCUGUCCGUCCCGUGGCAAAGGAGAGGAUAACCACAGGAUCGAGCCAGUACUGCUUAACAAGAAGCGUGGACCUGCUCCUCAGAGGCCACCACCACCUAAAAGAGAUAAAUAUAGGCGACCAGAUAAUUCUGCACCAUUGCUUGGCACCUCUUCUGAAUCUCUGCUAGUAGUGCCCAGCCAGCCCUUUCUAUCCUCAUCCCCCAGCUCUGCUGAAGUGUUUGUCAGUCACUCUCCUCUAUGUCAGAGUCCUGCAGCUUUCAAUGGAAAACUGAAGAGUGCUAAUCCACAGCAGCUUCAGCAAGCAUCAGCCACAGAGAAUGUUUGUCAGCACUUAGAAGAAAAAACACACCUUAGGUCUGAUUCUGUAAUAUCUUCCAAAUAUCGAUAUCUUCAGAAACCUGGCAUGGAGACAUCAAGGUCCCCUUCUCCUCAGUUUGCACCACAGAAGCUCACUGAUAAGCCUCCUGUGUCCGUACAGGAUGAGAACCCAGCCAGAAUUGAAAGGGUUAUUGACAACAAUACCACAGUGAAGAUGGUUCCCAUCAAGAUAGUUCAUUCUGAGAGCAGCGCAGAGAAGGAGAGUCGGCAAAGUCUUGCCAGUACCAUGGAGCCUCCUGCUUUACCCAGUGGUUUGGAAAAGGACCAAAUUAAAACACUCAGCACUUCCGAGCAAUCCUAUUCACGAUUCUGUGCUUACACCAGGCAAGGUGUAGAGCCAGAGCCAGAAGCCAGAACCAAACCAGCUGACCCUCAACCAGCUGAAGAACCUGGGAGCAACCUGAAGGACAGCAGUGCUGCUACACCAGCAGUCAGCUAUGUGAAGGCCAAAGAGAAGACCUUAGAAGACUGGAAGUCAGAGGAACUAGCAAGAGAGAUUGUGGGAAGAGAUAAAUCUCUAGCAGACAUACUAGAUCCUAAUGUGAAAAUAAAAACAACAAUGGAUCUGAUGGUUGGUAUAUUCCCUAAAGAUGAACACCUCUUAGAAGAAGCGCAGCAGCGCAGGAAGCUCCUGCCGAAAGUUCCUUCUCCAAAAAUUUCAGAGGAGAAGAAAGAGGAGCAGAACGUGCCAUCUGCCAUCUCCUUGACAACCAAUUCUACUUACUACAGCACAUCUGCACCAAAGGCAGAGCUGCUUAUUAAAAUGAAGGACAUGCAGGAGCAGCAGCAACAACAGCAGAGCGAGGAUGAUUCUGAAGAUGAGCUGGAUCAUGACUUGUCAGAAAAGAAGCAAGAACUGAUUGACAGCAUUAGUAGGAAGCUGCAGGUGCUGAGGGAAGCACGGGAGACACUUCUGGAAGACAUCCAAGCCAACAAUAUAUUGGGGGAGGAGGUAGAGGCCAUUGUGAAAGAAGUCUGCAAACCAAAUGAGUUUGACAAAUUCAAGAUGUUUAUUGGAGACCUCGACAAAGUGGUCAACCUCCUGCUGUCACUGUCAGGUCGUCUGGCCCGGGUGGAAAAUGCUCUUAAUAACCUGGAUGAAAACACCUCUCCAGAAGAACGGCGGACAUUGGUAGACAAGCAGAAGCUGCUGACCCAGCAACAUGAAGAUGCAAAGGAGCUGAAGGAAAACCUGGAUCGUCGAGAGCGCAUCGUCUUUGACAUUUUGGCAAACUACCUGAGUGAGGAGAACUUAGCAGAUUAUGAGCACUUUGUAAAAAUGAAGUCAGCCCUCAUCAUUGAGCAACGAGAGCUUGAGGACAAGAUCAAGCUGGGGGAAGAGCAACUGAAGUGUCUGACUGAUAGCCUCCAACCUGAGCGUCUCAAAUAA
Indicator indicator is the source of this 5358-nucleotide messenger RNA. RefSeq names its product shroom family member 2 (gene SHROOM2). The transcript is spliced from 11 exons. The record is from RefSeq and is a predicted model, not a curated record. Lineage: Eukaryota; Metazoa; Chordata; Aves; Piciformes; Indicatoridae. Gene Ontology annotation, biological process: actin filament organization. Gene Ontology annotation, molecular function: actin filament binding. The coding region runs from base 1 to 5358 and encodes 1785 amino acids. Gene Ontology annotation, cellular component: apical plasma membrane; apical junction complex; cortical actin cytoskeleton.